Messenger RNA from Podarcis lilfordi (Lilford's wall lizard), 15712 nucleotides. NCBI's taxonomy places the organism in Eukaryota, Metazoa, Chordata, Lepidosauria, Squamata, Lacertidae. The record is from the annotation of a GenBank genome assembly.
AGAGCCUGCCGAGCGGGGGCCGGGCCGGGCUCUGCACGGCCAUGAAGCGGGAUCGGCGCGGCCGGUUCUUACCCGCGGACGCGGCGGCCAGGGGCGCUCCAGAACCGCCGCCGCCACCAGCCGAGGCCAAGAGUGUCCGGGCCCGCCGGGGGCGCCCCACCGCCACCUCCCGGGAGCAGGAACAGCAGCCCGAGCCGGAGCCCGAGCAGUGGGCCUCGCCAGCCUCGGAGGCGGCGGCAGCGGGUAAGCGCAGGCGGACAGGGGCACCCCGGCAGCGCGCUCUUCCGGGGACCCGGCGGGCGGCCCGAUCCUCCGCGUGCGCGCUCGGAAGGAAGCCGCGCUUUCCCGCGGGAAGUGCGCCGGGCAGGGAUCGGACGGGGCGCGCGCGCUCGGGAGGCGCCUUGGCACCGGGGCUGGACUGGCCAGCGGGUGGCGGCGGAGCUGGGCUGGGCUAGGCUGCCCUGCUUCCAGUGCCGGGGCUGGGCCUUAAGAUGUGAAAAGCAGGGAACAGAGCGCGUGCAGAAUGCCUUUUUCCUGUUCGUUGGGUUAGCACAUCCGUCGCUGAUGUGCGCCAAGCAGGCAGGCAGGCGCGAGCGCGCAAACAGCCAACGUUCUCCUCUCCCAAUCGGUCACGUUUGAAAUGCCAACUGCAGGAGCCCGUGCCUUUUGCCACCCGGAGCUCUCCAGUGGGCAGCUUUGGAGUCCAGUGACGUGGGUUUCUUGUAGCGCUUCCAUGCACAACCUAGGUUAACUGCUCCGCCACCCUCAAGGCGCACCUAAAACUUUUCACCAUCCCGGGUAGCUGUAGUCGCAACCAUCGUGCAACUGCCGAGAUGUAGAGGGCGCUGGGGCAGCUGGUUGAGCUGGGCCUCCUUAAAUCUCACUGUUUAGGCUGUCGGUGCAGUGGGGUAGGCCCUGACAAGUACCUAGCAGGGGUGACAGAAGCUCUGGCUUCCCACUUUGAAGCCAUCAGUGCUCAUCAGAGGCAUGGAGAGGUGCCAGGUGGAUGAACCAGGAAGAGGACUUGACACGAACCUCUGGCCUUCCUCCAGAGGUUGAAGGACUUCAGCUCCCAGAUUCCUUAGCAGCAAAUGGUUUCUUAUCCAUUUUCAUAUAUUGUUCCUCCCUGUAUCAUGAUUUAGUUGUAUGGGGUUCACUCACAAAUUUGCAGUCUUAGAACAGGAACUUGCAUUUUUUUAUAUUUAUCUUUUGCUGAUAAUUCUUUGGAAGACGAUACAUAUUUGAUGCUGCUAGAUAGACCACGAUGGUGUUGCUCCCCAACACCAGGGAAUCAGGGAAUCAAUCAGCUUUCCCCUACCUAGUAGCCACAUGCUCUGGUCUCCACCCCCCCUUGUAGAGGUGUGCAACCUGAGGCCUUAUGGGGAGCUAUAAAUCAUAAAUCUGUCCUGUUACAGUCUUAUACCAGGUGUGAUGUGGGAUAAUGGUUUCUCCAGAUGUAAUAACCUGGGCACCAUCUUGUUCCACAUUUGCUGAACUGAUUUGGUGUGGAGAUAGUCCCAGACUCACUGCCAGUUCAUAUGCCAACAUGUGGGUUGUGGGUUGCAAUUGCACCUCCAUACCCAUAGCAGAAACACAUCUGUACUUAAUGUACUUGUUGAAACGUUGGAUGUUUUUGUGUUGUGUUAAUCUGUAACCCUUGUUCUUGGCCUCAGAUCAGGUAAAUGUGCCUGUUUAAAUUUUCCAUUGCCUUCACUAACCAGGCACGGUCUAGCUGUCUUUUGACUCCAGUUCCCAGCAGUCUCAAGCUGUCAGCAUGGCCAGUAGUCAGGGAUGAUGGGAGUUGUAGUCUAAGCAACAUCUGGAGGACUGCAGGUUCCCCUGUUUUUCCUUAUUGUUAUUGAGGGAAUGAAUUCUAGGCACUGUUGUCUACCCUCCCAGAGUUACAAUUCCCAGCAACUCUAAAACUCCAAUGCCUGGAAAGAUGUUUUGAAUGUGCUUUGAAAUUAUAGUGUGUUUACUAUUAUGUGGGAAAGCUGAUUGGUGAAUGGAUCUUUUUAUGUAGCUUAGCAGAGACAGUUCUGGGGAAGUCUAGGCUGAGGGUUUGAGGAGAAAACCUUUGUGCUGCUUGGAGUGGUUUUUGCAGGAAUGAAAAGAAAUCACAGGUAGCUUGGUACCCUGGAAAAUGUUCAGAACAGCACCAAAACAGAAAGCUGAUGCUUUAUGUUUUCUAGGCCUGAUUUGCGGCACCUUAGUUUCAUUUGCCUGCCUUCUCUACUUUAAAAUAUUCAGCUCUGCUCUCUCAUAGAAUUGGUGGCAGGGGAGGGAGGAGUCCUGGACGAAAAAGGGUCCUGGGUGCUGGGCUGGAGCCACCACCCAUGAUCAAAAGGAGACUUGCUAUGCCUCUGAGACAACGAGUCACCUGAUUGACCAGUGCCACAGUAAAGACUGCUGACAUCAUCUCUGUGUCUCCUCCAAAUCAGGAAGUGCUGCAGAGGGGCUGUGGGCAGUUUGCAAACCAGGUCCCUGCACAGACAGCAGAACUUGCUUGAAAGCAAACAGGAAAACAAAAGAAAUUGGUUCCUGUUUCUCUCAUAGUUCUUGGCAAAGCAGGAGCUGGAUGGUUCAAAGCAAGGACUGCUCUCUGAGCCAAAGACAAAAAAGGCGGAAGGAUGCCAGAAGGUAGGGCUGGAGUGGGGGGGCAGUGACAAUAUGACCAGGGCUGCCUUUCUUGGUUGCAACAGCAGGGGUGAACACUCAGCUUGAUGCUUUACUCCAGCUCAGGUUGCCCCUGUGUUCACUAACUGAAGAUUUUGCUCAGUUCCCUGAAGCAAUAUCAAGUUUAUGUUUGCAUCCAUGGGUGUAUUUGAAGAAACUCCUAGUUUUUAGGAUGCUGAGUUAUGCAUCUGGUGCAGAAUGCCAUGCUUUUACGUGUUGUGAUCAUGGAAAGUUUGAUAGAUGGAAUCAGAGGACAAAUACAUUAAAUUCAACCCCCCAUGUCCCAAAAGGAUGUUCCUGGGUGUUUGGCAAGGACCAUUUAAUAGUGUUUCUCUGGUUGCCACCCACUUACAUGCUCUGGGAGUUAGUUCACACAACGGUUGGGCUUGCUUCUCCUCUGUCCUGCCUCCUGCCAUCCUGCUCUGCCCAGGAGUCUGUUAAGGGCUGUAGUUCAGUGGCAGGACACCUGCUUUGCAUGCAGAAGUCACCUGGUUCAAUCCCCAAUGGCAUCUCCAGGCAAGUCUGGGAAAGCUACCUGCCCGAUACCCCAGAGGUCUGCUGCCAGGUAGAUGAUACAGAGGUAGGUAGACCAAUGGUAGUAGUAGUAGUAGUAGUAGUAGUAAUAAUAAUAAUAAUACAGUGGUACCUCAGGUUAAGUACUUAAUUCGUUCCAGAGGGCCGUACUUAACUUGAAACUGUUCUUAACCUGAAGCACCACUUUAGCUAAUGGGGCCUCCUGCUGCUGCUGCGCCACCGGAGCCCAAUUUCUGUUCUCAUCCUGAAACAAAGUUCUUAACCUGAAGCACUAUUUCUGGGUUAGCAGAGUCUGUAACCUGAAGCAUAUGUAACCUGAAGCGUAUGUAACCCGAGGUACCACUGUAAUAAUAUUUAUACCCCCGCCCGUCUGGCUGGGUUUCCUCAGCCACUCUGGGCGACGUACAGCAUAUCUAAAAACAUCAAACAUCUAACAUUAAAAACUUCCCUAAACAGGGCUGCCUUCAGAUGUCUUCUAAAAGUUGUGUAAUUCUUUAUCUCCUUGCCAUCUGGAGGGAGGGCAUUUCACAGGGAGGGCGCCACUACCAAGAAGGCCCUCUGCCUGCCUUGUACCUUCAUAAUGCUUCCGAAGGCAAUGCUAGUCUCAGAGUGACCUCCUUUCUUUUCCUGAAAUCCUUGCAGGAUUCGGCCGGGGUGUGAGCACCGCUUACUGCCGGCUUUGCCACGGGAAAUUUUCCUCUCGGAGCCUGCGGAACGCUUUUGGAAAGGUCCCUGUGGUGGGGGAGAGCUCCGAGAAGCAGCGGCGCAUGGACCAGGUCUUCUUCACGGACUUCCAGCGGCUGGUGGGGGUGGCUGUCCGGCAAGACCCGGCCCUCCCCCAGUUUGUCUGCAAGAAGUGCCACGCCCAGUUUUACAAGUGCCGCAGCAUCCUCAAGGCCUUCAUCCAGAAGGUGAACCUGUCUCCCACUGGCCACCUCAAGCCACACGGAAAGUAGGUUGAGCGGAUUUCUCCACUCGCGGGAGGCUGGGCUGCUUGUGGCUUGUCUCGGUAGCCACCAAGACUUGGCCCCCAAGCAGGCAGACAUUUGUGAGCUGUAUACAAAAUACUUUGUUAGGCUGCUGAUGUCCCACUAAUGACUUGCACUUCGUACAGAGGGCUAGGGAAAUACUUUGUGGGUUCGUAAUGUAUGUGGCCUUAUUUGCAAGGCCAAAAGUCCAGUUUCCAGCAGCUGGAAAUUGCCUGUGCACAUUUUUUGUUUGUGAAACUGCCACUUUGAGACCAGAGCACAUGCUGCCUGAGUCUGUCCUCCCUAGAAGGCAUCUGAUUUGCUCUGCCGUCUGUUUUGUGUACAGGGACAACCUUGCCCAACCUCCUCUUCCUGCUGCAAAAGGAGAUGCUCCCUCUCUAGGUAAGUAGGAUUGUUUUGGCUCCUCUGAAUUUUCUCCUUGAUGUCAGUUGUGGCUGCCCUGUUGCUUCCACAGUUUCCACUUUGCCUAUGCUUAUAGCUGAUGUGGUGCUCAGUCUCUGGCAAUUACCCUAUGACUAGUGGGGACCAGGGUGGUCUUUGCACUCUAGGGCCAGUUCCAGUGUCCGCUUGGGAAGGCAGUAUUUUUAUUUAUCUAAAACAUCUCUUAGCAGCCCUUCAUGAGAAGUCCCAAGGCAGGAUACCAUCAGUAUGAAAGCACAAAGAUAUCUAAAAUAAAAACAGUGCAAAACACCGAUCCAAAAAUAAAAUAACUCAGCAUCAGUUACAGAAAGGGAAAACUCAUCUUUUGAGUGCCAACGAGCCAGCCAUGUGCAAGUCUAGCUAGGGCUCCCCAGCUUCUUUUGCCAGAUCACAGGUUCAGGCAAACUCUUUUUCUCUUUCUUGAAUUUUAUUUCCAAGAUAAUAAAGACAAAAACAACAAAAUAAAAUAGACACAGUGGCAUCUAGCAAUUACUCACUGAAAACAAUGUGUGCAACAUUCAGGAGGAAGGGUGGAAUAUGAAUAAACAAAGUAAAUAAUGUUUUUCCUUUUUAAGUGUAGGCAAGCAUAUUUCUAAGAUCUGUUGGGAACAUGGAUCUAUUCUGUAUACUUCAUAAUAAUAUGACAGUUUGUACUUGGUCUCUGAUCCAUCAUUUCAAGAAAGGCUUUGAUCAACGUUGCAGUGCACACCCCUGAUUUGUGUAUGAGACAAAGCCACAGCACAGUAAAUAAACCCUUCUGCACAAGAAGCCCCACACAACUGUUUGCCACUGUCAGUCUCUCUGCAAACCAAGUAUUAGGCAGGAUGAUAUUCAAGUGGGUUUUUCCUUCUUCCAAGCUCAGUAUAAAGAAGCAGUAGCUCAUCAUCCCUUGCCUUCAGCAGAUGCAAAGCUGCAUGCAUUUAGCAUGGCUUUAUUGUUUUUUUGUUUUGUUUUUUUAUUCAAAGUUAUAACAAAACAUAUUUUCCAAAAACAUAUCCUUAUUCCCCCCCAUUUUUCCUCCCCCCACAAAACCCAUCCCCCCACCCCACCCCCCGACUUCCCUCAGUUCCAGUCUUUGGUUUCUCCAAUAAUGCUAUUUUCUGCAUGUUACAGAGUUGUAUAGAUCCUCCAACUGUUUAGCUAAUUAUUAUCCGCAAUAAAUUGUGGAUGUUUAUUCAAAACCUGCCAAGGAGUCCAGUUCACUUUGUUGCGUCUUCAAAUACUUUGUGAAAGGUUCCCAUUCAUCCUUAAAGUCACAGUUAUCCUUGUCCCGUAGCUUAUGUGUCAAUUUUGCCAGUUCUGCAUAAUCCAUCAAUUUUUCUUGCCAUGAUUCUUUAGUUGAGAUUUCUUCAGUCUUCCAUCCUUGUGCUACCAGAACUCUCGCGGCCGUUGUCGCAUACAUGAAGAUGUUUUUCAACAUUUUGGCAGGUCUUUCCCUACAAUCCCCAACAAAAAUGCCUCGGGUUUUUAAACAAAUGUUAAAUGGAACAUUUUCUUCAGUUCAUUGUAUAUCAUUUCCCAAAAAAAUUUAAUUACUUUACAAUCCCACCACAUAUGAUAAAAUGUUCCCUCCUUUUCCUUACACUUCCAACAUAUGUUUGAGCUAGUUUUGUACAUUUUCCCUAGCUGCACUGGUGUUGUAUACCAUCUGUACAUCAUCUUCAUGUAGUUCUUCAAUAGUGAACAAUCUGUAAAUUUUAAGUCAGUUUUCCAUAAUUUAACCCAAUCCUCCAUCAUAAUAUUGUGACCUACAUCUUGUGCCCAUUUAAUCAUAACUGAUUUUACCUCUUCAUCUUUCGUCUCCCAUUCUAAUAGUAUGCUAUAUGCGGCCUUCAGUAAUUUCACUUUCCCUUCAAUCACUUCCGUUUGAAACCUAGAUCUAGUAUAACUAAAUCCUUUCUUACAGUCUUCUUUAUAUGUUUCAUGUAAUUGUCGAUAAUGCAACCAACUCUGAAAGUGGUCUUUGAUCUCAUCAUAAUCUCUUAAUUUCCAUUUCCCAUCAUGUUCCUUUAAUAAAUCAGCAUAUGUGAGCCAUUUUCCUUUCUUUCCAAGUAAUGCUUCAUGUAGUGAAAGCCACCACGGAGUCUUUUGUUCCAAUAAGUCUUUAUAUCUCUCCCAUACUCUCAUUAAUGAUUUCCUGAUUAUAUGGUUGUAAAAGCUUCUAUGAAUCUUCCCUUUCCCGUACCCUAAGUAUGCAUGCCAAGCAAAUCUGUUGCCAUGUCCUUCUAGUUCUAGUGCCUCCUGCUUGUCCAAUCUCAUCCAGUCCCUGAUCCAUACCAAACAAGCAGAUUCGUAAUACAAUUUAAGGUCUGGGAGGGCAAACCUGCCUCUAUCUUUUACAUCUGUAAGUAUUUUAUGUUUUAUCCUUGGCCUUUUGCCCCCCCAGAUAAAUCUUAAAAUCUCUUUCUGCCAUUGUUUAAAGCAUUCAUCUUUCAGGAUGACUGGUAUUGAUUGAAAAAGAAAUAGCAUUUUAGGCAACACAUUCAUUUUAAUCGCUGAUAUUUUUCCUAACAUUGAGAGAUUCAUUCUGCUCCAUAUUUCUAAAUUUCUUUUUACCUCAAGCCAAUUUUUUUCAUAGUUAUUUUUAAAUAGGUUUAUAUUUCUUGAUGUUAACCAAAUCCCUAAAUAUUUAACCUUUUUAUGGACUUCAAUCUCAAUAUUUUGUUCUAAUUCGGUUCUUUCUUCUUCCUUCAUGUUUUUAACUAAUAAUUUAGUUUUAUUCCUAUUUAGCUUAAAUCCUGCCACUUCCCCAAAAUUCUGAAUUUUUUCUAUUACUUUAGGGAGUGAAGUUUUAGGUUCUUCCACUGUUAUCACUAAGUCAUCUGUAUACGCUUUUAACUUGAAUUCACUUUUCCCAACUUUUACACCUGUAAUCUCUUUAUUUGCUCUUAUGUUUUUGGCAAGUACUUCCAAGACCAGAAUAAACAAUAAUGGUGAUAAUGGGCAUCCUUGUCUUGUUAAUUUUUGGAUCUUACAAUCAUCCGUUAUCACCUGAUUUAUAAUUAGUUUAGCUUUUUGUUCUGAAUAGAUUGCCGCUAUUGCUUUUAAAAACUUGGGACCACUUCUGAUUUGUUCUAACAACUUUAUCAUGAACUUCCAAGAAACAUUAUCGAAGGCUUUUUCAGCGUCUAUAAACAUCAUUGCCACUUUCUUUUCAUAUUUAGCCUCCAAAUAUUCUAUUAUAUUCAAAAUAUUCCUUAUAUUCUCCUUCAUUUGUCUUCCUGGUAGGAACCCAGCUUGGUCUUGAUGUAUAUAUUCAUUUAAUAUUUUUUUUAAUUUGUUAGCUAGGAUAUUUGCAAACAAUUUGUAAUCAUUAUUUAACAAGGAAAUAGGCCUAUAGUUUUUAAUUUGCAGCAAAUCUGCGUCUUGUUUUGGAAUUACUGUUAUAUAGGCCUGUUUCCAUGUUUCUGGGAUUUCGCCUGUGUUCAGUAUUUCAUUCAUGACAUCUUUCAAUGGGUUCACUAAUUGUUCAUUUAAUAUCUUAUAAUAUUUUGCCGUAAAGCCAUCCGGGCCUGGAGACUUGUAGCAUGGCUUUAUUGUUUAUCUGUUACACUUCUAGUCCAUCUUUCCUCCAAGGAGCUGAAGGUGGUGUAAUUUCAAGAGGUAACACUGCCUAACAGAAAGCAAUGUGUUCAGGAGGAGGGGUGGACUAUAAAUUCCAUAAAUAAAAUACAACAACCUUGAUUGAUUGAUUGAUUGAUUGAUUUUGUGUGUGUGUGUGUGUGUGUGUGUGUGUGUGUGUGUGUGUUUUACCACCUAGCACAGUUGCCAUAGUCCAUGCCAGCCAGUUAUUCUGGGGCUUAUGGUGUGGGGCAGGGGUUUCAGUGGCAUGCCUGGUCUCUGCUACCCUCUGUCUUUCUCCCUGCCAACAGCAGACCUGAUCACAUCCAGCCCCCAGUGCCUCCACAACUUAGUGAUGUGGACCCACAACCAUGCUGAAAGCUGCCAGAUUGCUCCCAGCUUGCAAGGCGUCUUGUCCUCGGAGUACUGCGGGAUCAUCCAGGCCGUGUGGGGCUGCGAAGAGGGUCAUGAUUAUGUCAUGAACACAGAUUCGGACAGCAGCACUUUGCUGGUGGACAACGCCCUGUCCGUCAAGUGGGAACUGAACAAGGGCCCUGCCCUGCAGCAGGCGCAUGUAACGGGCAACGGGGUGAGGGCUGACUGUACUGUUGCUGCGGCAGCACCGCCGGAACCCCAGCGUGGCGCCACUCAUAUGGCAGCCAGCCAGCAACCUGCAAAAAGCGGGACUCCUCCGUCUGCGCUUAGCACAGAAAGCUGGGUGUCGGAGAGCCAGGAUUUGCCUUCCUUCCAAGAUGCCUCGGAAGCUCCUUUGCAGGAGGAAAGCCUGCCGCAGCCAGACUGCCCUCUGAAUGGCAGUCCAGGUAAGUGGCAUGCCAAGGAUGUCUCUCCAGGAUGUCGUGGGGAUUGCGGGUCACAACUCCACACAGGUCUUUGCACAUUUCUUUGCACAAUAUACACAUAUAUACACAUAUACACAAUAUACACAUAAACGGCCUGGGCCCAGUAUACCUGAAGGAACAUCUCCACCCCCAUCGUUCUGGCCGGACACUGAGGUCCAGCGCCGAGGGCCUUCUGGCGGUUCCCUCAGUGCGAGAAGCCAAGUUACAGGGAACCAGGCAGAGUGCCUUCUCAGUAGUGGCACCCGCCCUGUGGAACGCCCUCCCACCAGAUGCCAAAGAGAUAAACAACUACCAGAGUUUUAAAAGACAUCUGAAGGCAGCCCUGUUUAGGGCAGUUUUUAAUGUGUGACAUUUUAAUGUAUUUUUAAUCUUUGUUGGAAGCCGCUCACAGUGACUGGGGAAACGCAGCCAGAUGGGCAGGGUACAAAUAAAUUAUUAUUAUUAUUAUUAUUAUUAUUAUUAUUAUUAUUAUUAACUCUGAGUGUUCAGCUGUUCAAGCCUGUGUGGAAGCAGUGCGUUCACAGAGCUGAGGGCCAGCAUUUCUGAUUUAUAGCUCAGCUGUCUGGGACUAGGCAUGCCCUUUGCAUUCUUGUUGCUUUUUAAUUUCCGCCCGGUUAACUUGGCUUUCCCUCCAGCCAGUGUGCCCAGACACUCAAGUCUUCUCAUGGUGAAGCAGGCUCUUGCCCAGGUGAGCUCAGGCCCACGUCCUUUGGCUGACCACCGCGAGAAGAGGAUGCUGGCCUGGGUGGGCCUGACCCAGCAGACAGGCUCUUCUUAUGUUCCGUUGGGUCGGGUGCCGCAGGACUGUUGUGCCUUGACGAAUCUUGUGCCUUCCUUUGCUCCCUUUGCAACACGCAUUCUUCUCCGUCUUCUAGGGCCACUGAGUGAGAAGCCGGUUCCCUCUGCAGCCUCGGAUGAGCGGGUAAAAGACGAGUUCAGUGACCUUUUUGAGGGGUGAGAGAAGAAGAGCGGGAUUCAAAUGUCACCUUUGCAAGCAUGAACAAUGAUUGUGGGGCGGGAGUGGAUCUCAUUCCUCACUGGAGAGUCCAGUCACUGGAGACGGCUGGCUUAGGGGGUGGAGGGAGGGGAUCAGGACAUCACAAAGGGCGGUUUUUGUGGCCUUUAUUAGAAGCAAUGCAGUCCAAUAGUAAAAAUACAAAAUUAUUAACUGUAACAACUCCUUAAUACUACCUUAAGUUUAGUUCACAUUAAUUGUUGCAGUUACUAUCUCUGUUUAUAACCUUUGUUCUCCACAAAGGUUAUAAAUGAUGCCCAAGUAUUCAGGUUUUUUUUUAUGAAACUGGAUCUAUUAUUCUCACUGAUGGGCCAGAAUGUGGACAGAUACAAAUCCAUACUGCCUUUGACAGUGAUUCCAAAGGAUGUCACUUGAGGCAGUCUUAUCUAUUAUUUAUUUUACUUAUUUAAUAGAAUGUAUAUACCACUUGAUGGUUUGGGGUUUUUUUUAAAAAAAGGAGCACCUCUAAGUGAUUUACAGAAAUGUAGCUGACAAAAACAACAACAAACAGUGGGCAGGUGAGGUGCCUUGGCAGAGUCUUAGCAAGUGGUCUUAUGGGGAAAGGCUAUAGCUCAGUGGUAGAGCCUCUGCCUUGUGUUCAGAAGGUCCCAGGUUCAAUGCUCAGCACCUCCAGGUAGGGCUGGGAAUGCCCCCUGCCUAAAACUCUGUAGAUCUGCUGCUGCCAGUCAGUGUAUAAUACCAACCUGGAUGGAUCAUUGGUCUGACUUGGUGUAAGGCAGCUCCCUACAUUACUUUGGUCCAAAACCUUUUGCAGGCACCACCUUCAGCUUUUAAGCAUGGAACUGAUUAGAGCUGGGCACUUGCUUUUUAAAAGACUCCGAAGGCCGGGCUUCCAAUUAUUUGAUGCCCACGAACCCACAUGGCAGGGCAGUUUCUCUGCUCGCUUUUUUGUAGCAUAGCGGCCUUUACAUUGAGUGGUUCUGGACCACUGUCUGGAGUGUGUUGUUUUCUUGAAGAAGGAAAGCUCACUUUGGGGCAGCCAGACUUGCAGCAGUUUCUCUUGAGCUCCCCCCCGCUGUCAACAUAAAGGCCCAAUGAGGCUUCGCCUGCCUUCUCCUUUAGUGAAAGGGCCUGUUUACUUUCUCAGGUACUCCUUGAGUGACGACGAGAACGACAAGAGAGCGCAGUCUUCGGACGACUACUUUGAGCCUUACCCAGAAAAGAGGUGAGGGCUUUUUCUUGUCCUUUUGCUGCGGCAAAAGACAGGAGUGAUAGCUUCUUUCUCUCGAAUUCAUUUGACCUUUUGCAACCUCCUCCACUCUCAGUGGGCAAAGGCCCACAUCCAUUCCCUUCCCAUUCGCACAUUCUCUCUUUUCCUAGGAGUGAGCAGGUUUCUUUUCAGCCUCCUGACAAAUGCGUUCAUUUGUUUGGGAUUGUAUUUUAAGUAGAGCUAUGCAAACGCUGUGUCAGUGCAAGGGUUUGUAGAAUGGAAUAUUCUCCUGACCCCUAAAAGCCCCUUCAGUCUGUUUUAGUGGCUCCCUCAACCCUCCGAGCAGAUUUGUGGAGAGCGCAGGGGAAGGAGAGGGUGGGAAUGUUCCAUUGUGCAAAUCCUUGUGCUGUUGAAACGAGUGAUGUGGAUACUUUCCUUUAUUUCAGCAAUUUAGUCUCUAUGUAAGGCUUUCAAAUGUUUGCAUUUAUUAAUGGGUGGCCAGCCUGAGAUCCUUGCGCUGGCCUAAUUUCAUGUAGGCAUUGGGGAGGGGGGCAGAAAUAGGGAGGUGCAGCCUUCAACAGGGGUAGGGUGGUCGUUCACCCCUGUUUUAUAACCUCAGUUGACAUUCAGCAACAGUUCCCUGUUCCUCCUCUGUUAGGGUAUCCAACAACAGGAAAGUUGAAAGCAGAGAAGCAAAGAAGCUUGAAGAACCCAAAAUAAGGAAGAAGCCAGGACCCAAACCUGGCUGGAAAAAGAAAAUCAAAUGUGAAAGGUAUCAUAUACCCAAAGCUUCCAAGGUGUGAGAUUCCCACCACCAAGAAUGGUCCAACCUACUCACCAGUUACUCUUUCCUCUGCUUUUUUUAAGGGAAGAGCUGCCCACCAUUUACAAGUGUCCUUAUCAGGGCUGUACAGCUGUGUACAGAGGUGCAGAUGGCAUGAAGGUAUGUGGAUAACUACUAGCUACAUUUAGCUUUGGAGUCGUCAGACCCACAGCGGGACUUUACUUUCUGGAACAAGUGUCUCUCUCUCUCCCUGCCACCACCUUCCCCCAUUUCCUUUGGGUGGAAGCGAACCAAUCAAAAGCCAGAUUGUAAUGAUUGACAGCCUUGCCUAACGGGAGGGAGUAACCCUAGCUUACAAGAGAAAAACAAGGAGAAAAGCUUAUGAUCCAGAUUUUGCUGCCAGUUUGAGGAAAUGGAUGCAGUGUCCUCCUUUCUCAUUCUGUUCACAUGAUUGCUCAUGUGAUUGGUGCUGUGGAGUAGCUUUGGCCAACCAGUUGCCCUUAGGAAGUUUUGGACUACAAUCCCCAUCAGCCUCAGCCAGGACAUGGACUUGUAGUCCAAAACCUCUGGAGGGCCCUGUUAGCCGCGCCUGCCAUAGGUGAUCAGAUUGUCACUGCCCGCAAACCUGCAUGGAGUGAAAGUUUGGCUCUGUGUGAAGAUCUCCAUCUCUCUUCUUGGAUUUAGAAGCACAUCAAAGAGCAUCAUGAGGAGGUCAGAGAAAGGCCCUGCCCGCAUCCAGGUUGCAACAAGGUGUUCAUGAUUGACCGGUACCUUCAGCGCCAUGUGAAGCUCAUUCAUACAGGUAUGUUGUGCUUAUGAGAGAAUGACGGAGGAUUUGCAUGGAAGAGAAAGAAAUGCCCUGGGCAGAAUCAGGCAUCACACAUGGCACAGGAGAACAGGCUUUUUCAGUGGUGGGCCCCCAUCUGGAAUGCUCUCCCCAGGGAGACAUGCCUGGCACCAUCAUUGUAAGACGUUUUUAUUUAGUCCAGGCUUCUGGUGGUUAUGUUAGCCUCUACUGUGGUGCUCAUCUUUUAGUUGGAUAGGACAAAAAUUGUCCUUCUUCCUGUAUUGCUGGAAUUUUUUUUUAGGAAUUUUGAAUUGCAAAUUUAUUGUUUUUAAUUUGGCUGUUAAUUAAUUUUAUCUGUUUUUAUAUUUUGUUAAGUUAGGUCGUUUGCAGGCUGUUUUGUAUGAAGCAACUUAAGAAACUAAAAAAUAAAAAUAAUGUUGAUAUUCAUGGAUCUGUGGUUAACCUGCCCACAAACUGUGCAGACCUCUGUAUCAUCACAGAGAAAGCAUUGGAAAAGUGCUCUAGUUACUUUUGGGGAAAAACUGCAGAAAACAUUGCCAUCUUAUUCCCCUCCUCUGCCGCCAUUCUUUUUAUUCAUUUCAUUUUCAUUACUUAUUUGCUGCUUAAUGUAAUGAAGUCUCUUUAAGAGGUUCACACUAUAUGCAAUCAGAAGCCCCUAAUCAAAGUCUUCCAAGAGUGUCAAUGAUGGAGAGAGUCCCAGUAACAUAAGAAGAGGUUGGGCUGCUGGUGUCAGGCCAGAGGGGCAUCCCCAGCUCGCAGCUCCCACAAUGGCCAGCCAGAUACCUAGGGAAAGCCUGCAUCAGACUUCUUCACACACAUUCUCCAGCUGCUAGUAUUGAGACAGACUGCCUUUGAUGCCGAGGUGGGGGGGGGGGGCUUAGUACUGCACUCACUGUUGAUAGCCUUUUACUCCGUGAAUUCUCCUAAACCACUUUUUUUACAGCCACCCAAGUCAUUGUGAUUUUCAACCCUGUUCCCUUCUCCCAUUGCAGAGGUGCGGAACUAUAUCUGUGACGAAUGUGGCCAGACAUUCAAGCAACGCAAACACCUCUCCGUUCACCAGAUGCGCCACUCAGGAGCAAAGCCUCUCCAGUAAGCACACUUUGCCUAUGGCCUUUUACAGAUAAGCUGCGUUGCCUUCAUGGGGCAUCUUAAGAUUACUCAAAGCUGAAUUUGAAAACUAGUAUGCCCUAACGUAGUUGAAGAAAGGUCAUCUCCCUUGCAGAUGCGCCAAUAAUGACACUUCCAAAUUAAGAUGUGGCACACAAGCGCGCACACACACAUUUUGGGUCCUGGGAUUGGUUUUUUGGUUCAUACGUCCAGUAGUGUGGGAAAUGAUGAUUCUAGGACUGGUUUGGGAAACAUUUCCUGCAAAACCAUCUGUCUCAAUGCAGAACUACAGUCUUACGUUGGAAGCCAAACGGAAUCCAUUCCGGAAGUUCAUUUGACUUCCAGUGCACAGCUUCCGAUUGGCUGCAGGAGCUUCCUGCAGCCAAUCGGAAGCCACACCGGACGUUCGGCUUCCAAAAGAACGUUCUCAAACUGGAACACUUGCUUCUGGGUUUGCGGCAUUCGGGAGCCAAAAAGUUCUACUGUUAAGGUGUUUGUCAACCAAGGUACGACUGUACAUGUGACUGAUCAUUUUGCCAUAGUGGAGAGCAGCACUCAGUUUUCUUUUGGUGGACUGUGGCCUCUCCUGCACUUCAGAAUGAAGGAGUGCUGCUGCCAUACAAGUCUGUCUUGUUAAAGCACCAGUUCCUAACAGAGGGCUGGCUCCGGUCUAUAAGGAGUGUCUGACUCUAGCAAGAGCUAAGCUGUCACUUCUCCUAUAGGAUAUUCCAUUCCCACAGAGAGGACACAGCGUUCACCAGCGUCCUGGAUUUUUGAUCGGGACAUCCAAACUACAAUCUGGAAGCAUGUUUCCCGCCCCAGCAAUGGUCUCAAGUGCAGCUCAGUAUUCAGGGUUCUUAGUAGAUAAAAGACACUUGGUUAUUGGAAGCAUCCUCUCACCUGUCUGAGAGUAGCUGAUAUAUUUCUUCCAAGGCUGAGGCUGUGCUGCUGCUCCCCCUCCUUCAUGGGGAUGAGACCAGGUGGCAGGUCUGAGGUCCGCUUUCUGCUUUCCCCCUGCAGGUGUGAAAUCUGUGGCUUCCAGUGCAGGCAGCGAGCAUCCCUCAAGUACCACAUGACCAAACACAAAGCAGAGACUGAGCUGGAGUUUGCCUGCGACCAAUGUGGGAAGCGCUUUGAAAAGGCCCACAACCUCAACGUCCACAUGUCCAUGGUGCAUCCCCUCACCCAGACUCAGGACAAAGCCAAGGCUGCUGAGCUGGAGCAAGAGCCUCUGCCAGAGGCUCUGUCGGAGGCUUCAGAGACUGCAGAGAACCAUCCUGUAAAACUGGAACUGAGCGUACAGCAGGAGCCCACCUGAAAGAGCCCUGGAUGGGAGCCCUGAUCCAGCUUUGCAUAAAGCAACACUGAGUGGGAGUUUUAAACAUACGUUUUAACGGAUCCUCCCAAAAACAGAAAGGGGUGGGGACUCACUUCUGCUUGCUGGUGAAAAGCUUUCCAUUGCUGUGACUAUUCUCCGUGUGUGUGUUUGUGUCCAAGACCGUAGCAGUGUCUUACAGAGCCAUAUCCGUCUCGCCAAAGGAAGCAGGCUGUCCCGCCUUCCCUCUGAUGUGGCGACUGGUUGAGCUCAGAAAAGGUAUCGCACCUGUUAUAAAGGUGUGUUGGCCAUAGGCACAGGCUCAUUUUUAGGGGCUCUCUUGUUUUAAAUUAAAUUCCAAAGCCAAUCUGAAAAAGAAAGACGAACCAGAAUAUUUGUAACAUGGUUUUUAUUGUUACAAAGUCAUGGUCAUGCUUGUAAUAAAUUAUUUACACCAUACUUUGAACAG